AUGGUAGAUGCGACAGCGUUGAUGGCGCUAGUGACGGCGCUGACGGUGACGAUGACGACGACGAUGACGAUGACAAUGACGAUGAGUUUAGGAUCCCAGCUUCCUUGCUAUUCCAACAUCCCCGCUAUUCUGACAUCCUGGUCAUCUCUGCAUUCCUGUGAUUUCUGUGAUUUCUUCAUUCCUGUGAUUCCACGCUCACUGUGUCGCACCCCAGCAUUCUGCUCAGUGACCUGUGGAACUGGGGUCAAGCUCCGUGACAUCACCUGCACUGACCACCAGGGGGCGCCUGUAGACGAGAGUCAGUGCGAUCGGAAGCUGCGGCCGCUCUAUAGGGAAGAGUGCAACCAGAACCCCUGCUAUGCUUCUAGCUGUGCAGAGCUGAAGAAGGUAUCCGAGGUAACGCGUGAUGACGACUACAACAUCUAUGUCAAUGGCGGCUUUAUUAAGGUGUACUGCCACAACAUGGACUCUAGCGACCCAAAGGAGUACAUCACGCUACCUGCUGGUGACUCGGAGAACUACUCUGAGAUCUACCAGAAGCGGCUCAACCACCCGCUCACCUGCCCCUACAACGGCACGCGCUACGUCGGCUGCAACUGCGCCAAGGAGCUGAACCCGCACGGCGGCCUCAGCACGUUCCGCAAGAUACGCUUCAACAUCACCACGUUCACCGUCAUCACGCACUCUGGUGGCGAGCAGUGCAUUCCUGUCGCCCCCUCGCACCAAUGGGGUUAUGGGCAGUCACGUGGUACAAACCAGAUGGCGCUCAAUAGCGUUGUUACCGGAAGUGGAAAUUCACUUCAGGCAGUUUAUGCAGUGGGACAGCAAUCUCCGAACUAA
Priapulus caudatus is the source of this 840-nucleotide messenger RNA. RefSeq names its product A disintegrin and metalloproteinase with thrombospondin motifs 9-like. The record is from RefSeq and is a predicted model, not a curated record. The transcript is spliced from 6 exons. Gene Ontology annotation, molecular function: zinc ion binding; metalloendopeptidase activity. Lineage: Eukaryota; Metazoa; Priapulida; Priapulimorpha; Priapulimorphida; Priapulidae. The coding region runs from base 1 to 840 and encodes 279 amino acids.